Anas platyrhynchos (mallard) is the source of this 5400-nucleotide messenger RNA. Its product is annotated as formin-F. The record is from RefSeq and is a predicted model, not a curated record. NCBI's taxonomy places the organism in Eukaryota, Metazoa, Chordata, Aves, Anseriformes, Anatidae.
UGAGAGAGAGAGAGAGAGGCAGAGAAAAAGGAAGAGAACGAGAACCGUGCUGUAGAAAAGCAGGUGUGAUUCAUGAAUAAACUAUAGUUUGUAACCCUAUGGGAUACUGAUGAAACAAAUAGAAUUUUCACAGACAUGGAUAAUACAAGAACACAAGACACUUUUUCACAGGAAUGGCUAUUUUACUGGGGAAAUCUUCAGUCUGUCUCAGAAGGCUGUUGUUUAUUCCUCCUAUGAAGGGCUGUGGAAAAGCUUCUACAGUUUAAGCCAGGAAAAAAUCCUCAAAAUUAUGAACAUGGUGAAAAAUAAAGAAGUGAGCAUUGAAGGAGCUUUGCAUUUGGCACAGAAAGAGGUGUAUGCUGAAAAGGAUUCGCCGGAUUUGCUAACUGGCUCACAAUUUAACUUUAGUAUCUACAAAUACAAGCACUAUCGGUGGCAGAAACGAAUUCUGCAGAUUGAUUUCAACACAAAGACAAUUUUUAACUUUGAAAAAGGAAUUAUUAAGAAACAGUUCCCUUUCUCACAAGUCAAAGCCUGUGAAGAUACUGAAAGAAGACGCUUCAGCAUUGUGUUUCAUGGGCGACAAGAUUAUGAGCUGGAAGCAGUGUCUCUUGAUGAUAAAAGGAAGAUAAUAUACCUUCUGAGCAGAGUUAUACAGAGUAACUCAUACAAAAGACCAGAAGAGUCCUGCUCUAGAAGAUCUGCAGAAUAUGAUGUGAUACAUGAAGGACUGCUGGAUUUGCAGCAGAACAGUUUUAUAUCCACUGAAUGGGUGAAGUACUUGGUACAACUACGUGAAGGAGAAUUGACUUUGUAUUGCAUAGGUCUGGGAAGAGAGAGCAAGAAUGCACACUCUGUAACGAAUACAAUUAAUUUGUCAGGUGGUGAUGUGAGUGUCAGCAAGGAGAAUGAAUGUGGUACCUUUUCAGUCCAGACCAAAGAACACAAUUAUUUGUUUCGAAUACCCUUUACUGUCCAAAAUAACAGGACAGAGGAUGUCAGCAAGCUCCAGAAUGAAUGGGUGUCUCUCAUAGAAAGGUACUGUCAGCUGUGCAAGGGUACCUCUCUCUCUCAGGAGGGAUCUGAAGGAGACACCUCCUCUGAAGCUGAUUACGAGAAUGUUACCGUAGCUCUGAAUGAAGAGAAAGAGGAGGCACUCUAUUUCGGUUUGAGUUCUGCAACAAGUGAUUUGAACAAACCUUUAAACUCCUGGACAAAGCCUGCAGAAGGGGAAGCAGCCCUGGCAUCACCAUCUCCAAUUCCCAUAAGUAAGGCAGAGGUGCCACCAGCCCCACCUGUGUUCCCACAGCCCUGCAGCCUUUCUCCCUUGACAAAGAGAACUAAAGCCUUUCACUGGGAUGUUGUUCCUUGUGAUAAGAUUCAAAAAUCCAUCUGGGGAUCAUGUGAUCCAUGCAAGAAAAAAAUAGACAUUUCCAGACUCUGUGAUCAGUUCCAGAUCCAGGACUUGGCUGCAUUUUCAGGCAGUGAACCUCCAGUCAAACAGCACAUCCUGUUAGAUCAAAAAGUUGCACAUAACUUCAACAUUUUUCUUAAAAGUUUUCAUAUAAAACCAAGUGAGUUGAAAGAAAAACUAUACAUUAUACAUGAAGAGAGUGGUGGACUUACAGAUGAGCAGAUUACAGCACUACGAAGAUACAUGUUAACACCAAAAGAUGCAGAAAGAUACCAGUCAUUCAAGGGAUCUCCUUCAAAGCUGCAUGUAGUUGAUCAGUUUAUGUUAGAGAUGUGUAAAAUCCCCCACUUGGGCCAGAGGCUGGAUCUCCUGCUUACCAUACGUGAACUACCUAUGAGCAUGAGAGACUUGGAGCCUCUAAUAAACCAGAAAAUCCAAGCAAGUAAGCAGCUGCAAUCCAGCCAGAAAUUUGUUGCUGUCUUGGAGUACAUUUUAGCCAUUGGAAACCAUUUAAAUGAAAAGGCUGGAAAAGAGAAAGCUAAAGGAUUUCGAUUGUCAUCUUUGACCAAAUUAUCUCUGUUGCGGGGUAAGGAGAGGACAUUCACCUUGCUUCACGCCCUUGUGGAACAGAUCUUCUUACAUGAGCCUGAUUUGGCUAAAUUUUCUCAGGAGCUGACAGAAUUUGAAGCUGUUCCUGAUGCUUCCAUGAAGGGCCUAAGUGCUGAAGUUGAUGUUUUAAAAAAAGAAUUGGAAAACGUUAUUCAGUGCAGAAGGCUUAUUAAACCCAAGACAAUCAAGGCAACACCCCAGGAGUUACAGUUCUGCAAGGAGCUAAAGGAUUUAAUUCAGAAAUAUGAAGAGGAUCUAUCCCAGCUGUCAAAAAGAUGUGAUGAAAUGAAGAAGCUUUAUAGCAAUGUACUGGUUAAAUUUGGGGAACCACAAGACCUAGACUCUCAGGAGCUAUUUGGAUGGAUAUCUUCGUUCAUUAGUGAGUUUAGAAAGGCCUGUACUGAAGUCAUGCAGUAAGGACUACCUUAUUCUUAUAAAGAGGGGAGAGAAAGAGAAAUCCAGGAAAUGUUUGAGUUAAUUGUUUUGAAAGUGGUCCUUCUAAUAGGGACCAAAUACCAUAUAGUCUGCACAUCAGUAUAUUUUGAUUUUGAGAGGUAUUCAAUUUCUCAUGUGUAGUUUUGUAAGCGGUAUUUGACCUGUCGGAUCACAGAUUACUUAUGAGACUCCUUCAUUUUUUCUCAUGUAUGUGCUUUUGUACCUUGAGAUGCCUGUACACUUAGAAAGGAGAUGUUCUUGACAUUUUAUAAUUUCUUUUUCAUCUUUUUCUUUGAUACCCAGUCUUCUGACAUUUAAUUAUUACUUUCAGUGAAUGAAUUUAUAUAUGGUAAUCUAAUUUGUAAUUAUUUUUGCUGUAGUUUUCUAAAUAAUACUUCACAAGUUUUACAAUGAAAUGGGGAGCCAGUCUCCGCUGUGGAUAACAUUUAGCAAAAAUUCUUGUUUGUCUUCAGCUGUUAAAGCAUUGCAGCUUUAGUAUUUAAUGGUCAAAAUGUCUGGUUGGGUGCUUUUUCCCCCCCAUUAGUACAAUAAAGCAGUGCUUUUUUUUUUUUUGCUAAUGUAAUGAAUUUGGGUAAAAUACUGUAGAAGCCAAUCAAUAUAUGAAAUUUGCAUUGGUAGGAAGAGAACAAUAUCAGAGCAGUGAAAUAAAAACGUGUCAUGAGGCAUCAAAGUAAUGGAUACUGGAAGCAAUUACUGAUGGUUUUCAAAAGCAAAAAUACUUUUGCAUUUGUUGGCUUUUCCAUAUUUUUAAUUAGAAUAAUUACUUUGAGCUUAAAAAUAUGAGAAGAAAAGGAAGAUUAUAAAUGCAAAGACAGAAAUGGAUGUGUUAAACACUGAAAGCAGAACACAGUUCUACAAGGUCAUUGAUAAAAUUUAGCAUUUUCCGUACCGCUUCUACAAACAGUGUUGUAUGAUAAAAAGCAUACUCCUUGACUUAUUUUAGAUCUGACUGCCCAGACCUCACAAUGUUUGGGCUUUAAUAGAAAGCCCAGUAGAUAGAAAUGCUGAACACUGUCCCUGGCUUUAAUACUAAAAGGAAUUAGAUAUGACCCCUCUGAAAAGUUUAGUUGCACUUAAAUCUAAAAAUUACCUCCAGUAAAGAGCCUGGGAACCCUCCAGUUAGGUGCUACCAUGCUUAGAUUUUUAGUGCUGGUCAUGCCAGUCAGUAAGAGACAACUAUCAGAAAUGUAGACAUGGUUUGACGCUGUCUGAAAAAUGGAGAUAAAAGAAGCCUCAUUUUUUUUUCUUGUCUUGGCCUCAGUAUUUUAAAGGACAUCGCAGGCUGCAGUUGCUGGGAGCUUAACAGCUUCUGCCGUGCCAUGACUAGUGGCACACCUCUAUACAAAGGCUCAGAAAAGCAUUCCUGUGUUUAAUGUGGGCAUCAGUACAAAGGCAAUUGCUCUAUUUCACAUCAGCCAUGAUACAUCUGCACAGGGAAUAGGAUGCAGCUGAACCCUUGCCCUUUGCUAGGCACUGGGUGCUCCCAUUUGGAAGCCAAAUUUGCUCCUGAGGGCAGGUGCACACAAAUUCUGUUUCAAAGAAUUGAGCAGGGAUCACACAUGCACUUGUAAAAUCCUAGUUGCAACCUCUCCUUUGAAUAAUCACUGAAGAAGUGAAUUCUGCACUGGAGGAUUCAAAUCCCUAUAAUCUGCCUCUUAAAAGUGUUCUGGCCAAAAGGUGUGCUAUGCAGGUGUCAACAGGAGGUAUCGGGUGUUUAGCGAGUGUGCUGAUGAGCAAAUGUGCAACCGCUCCAGCUGUGUCCUGGUGGAGGCAAACCUGGCACCACCUGUGAAUGCCAAUGGGCCUCACUGCUUAGGUUUUCUGGGUUCAAUCCACCCAGAAACUUAGAAAUUUAGAAAUCUCAGGGGAUUUCUAAAAAGCUUUUUGAGGGAGGAGCUCAACACAUUGUGUAUUUCAUACACUAAACAUCAUUUUUCAGGCACCUACUUAUCAAGUAUAGAAAAUGUUUUGUGUGAGGGAGCGGAUGCCUGAACUGCAUUGCAGCAGACACAGAAGUGCCAGCGGAUCAGUGCAGCCCCUCACCCCUGUACCACUGAUGUCACUGGUGUCCAUAAACUCUUGUAAUUCUGCAUUAAAAAAAUACAUCAUUUUGGCUUCUCAGCAGUUUUGUCAGUUUUAUGCUUCUAGUUAAGAACAUGCAGUCAUGUUUCUCAGAGGCUAAAGGAAUGCAAUUAAAAUAUAUAUAGCAAAAAAUGGUAUUUCUGAUACUUAUUUUACAAAACAUCAUUUACAGAAACAAAUAAAGGGAUUUAAUUUUAGAGAUUUUUUUUAAAUUAUUAUUAUUUCUCAAAAAAAUGACUAUAUUGGUCUCAAGUCAGCAUCAGAACAGUGAUACCUGGUUGAUGCUGAAGUCAGUAGCAUCUCUAUAUAUCAGGACCUAUAGCAUCUAUACAUAGUGAGAGCUACAGCUUAGAUCAGUCCUUUUUGACUGGAAGAGGAAAAUUAAAUUCUUUAAUUUCUUGCAUCUCUGUCUCACAAUGCACUAUCCAGUGCAUAUAUGUACACAGAAAACAACAUUUGCAGUUCUUGAUGUGUUAUUACUGUGCAAAAAUCUGAGCCAUCUUCAUUUAUAUGUGAAUCAUGUAAGAUAAUUCUGAAUACAAGUGUCAUUUCCAUGGUAUCAAGAUCCCUGAAUCCCUGAACAGCAUUCGUGAUGGUCAUGAUAAGUUUCAUGUUUUUCUACCAUUACCUUAGCUCAGAAGUCCUGGGAAGUCUCUUUUAACUAAAUAGUUUUUUUUUCCCUCUCUCUCUCUCUCUCUCUUUUUUUUUUUCUUUUCAUGACUCACUUUUUUUUUCCCUAGUCUUUUUUCUCUCUUAUUAUAUCUAACAGCUUGUACUUGUUUUAUAGCUUGGCUGGCAUGGCUUCUUCCAAUUAAAAAUAUAUUCUACACAGUAGUCGA